Molecule: messenger RNA, 3300 nt
Organism: Penicillium macrosclerotiorum
Lineage: Eukaryota; Fungi; Ascomycota; Eurotiomycetes; Eurotiales; Aspergillaceae
Product: peroxidase/cytochrome P450 family protein
Exons: 5
Coding region: 1-3300 (1099 amino acids)
Biological process (GO): response to oxidative stress
Molecular function (GO): oxidoreductase activity, acting on paired donors, with incorporation or reduction of molecular oxygen; monooxygenase activity; iron ion binding
Source: RefSeq, a predicted model, not a curated record
AUGUUGCGGAGAUUGUCAACCCAGUUCAAGAGGAACAAGGAGUCCAAUGGGGACGCCGAGCCCAAGAGCACCAAGGAGAGCAGCAAGCGCUUCUCCAAGGCGGCGCCGUCCCGGAAAUCCACCACCAACAAUGAUGACAACCACGCCGUGAAGCGCGCGGAGGUUGUUGCUGUCUUCGAGAAGUAUGCGCAGGCAAUUCACGCCUCGCGCGAACCUUUACCCAACCAGACCGGUGAUGGCACCUACCUGAAGCACGACCAGUCCUCUGGUCUGAUCGAUGACAUCAAGUCGCUUGGCUUCCGCGACAUCAACACCGUCAAGGAUUUGAUCAAGAACAAGGCCUCCGGCGAAUUGGUUGAUGACAAGACCUACCUCAUGGAGCGUAUUAUUCAGAUGGUCGCCGACAUGCCGGGACACUCCAAAAACCGUACCGAGCUUACCAACCACUACAUGGGCGAUGAAUACAAGUACCGCUCCGCCGAUGGCUCUAACAACAACCCCACACUGCCGUGGUUGGGUGCUGCCAACACCCCCUACUGCCGCACCAUCCCUCCCCUGACUAUCCAGCCCAGCGGUCUGCCUGACCCCGGCCUGGUCUUUGAUAGUCUGUUUGCUCGCCAGAAAUUCAACCCUCACCCUAACAAGGUUUCCAGUAUUUUCUUCGACUGGGCCUCGUUGAUUAUUCACGAUAUUUUCCAGACCGACUACCGCCAGCCUCACCUCAACAAGACCUCCGCCUACCUCGAUCUCUCCAUUCUGUAUGGUGAUGUCAAAGCGCAGCAGGACCUGAUCCGUUCCCACAAGGACGGUAAGCUGAAGCCCGAUUGCUUCUCUGAGGGUCGUCUCCAGGCUCUCCCUGCCGCCUGUGGUGUUCUGCUGGUCAUGCUGAACCGUUUCCACAACCAUGUUGUGGAACAGCUUGCUGAGAUCAACGAGAAUGGUCGCUUCUCCAAGCCCGGUGCUAAUCUUUCCGAGGAACAAACCAAGAAGGCUUGGGAAAAGUACGACGAGGAUCUGUUCCAGACUGGCCGUCUGAUCACUUGCGGUCUGUACAUCAACAUCACUCUGUAUGAUUACCUCCGCACAAUUGUCAACCUGAACCGUACCAACUCCACGUGGUGCCUGGAUCCCCGCGCCCAGAUGGAGAAGGCUGGUGCUACUCCUUCUGGUCUCGGUAACCAGUGCUCUGUCGAGUUCAACCUGGCCUACCGUUGGCAUUCGGCCAUCUCUCAGGGUGAUGAAAAGUGGGUUGAGCAGGUCUACCACGACCUGAUGGGCAAGCCUGCUGAGCAGGUCACCAUGCCCGAGCUGAUGGCGGGCAUGAAGAAGGUUGAGGGUAUGCUCGAUGCUGAUCCCUCCAAGCGUACCUUCGCCCACCUCCAGCGCCAGGAGGAUGGUACCUUCAAGGAUGAGGAGCUUGUCGCUAUUCUGACCCACGCUUGCGAGGAUGUCGCCAGCUCCUUCGGUCCUCGCAACGUGCCUAAGGCUCUGCGUUCCAUUGAGAUCCUCGGUAUGGAGGCUGCCCGUCGCUGGAACGUUGGGUCCCUGAAUGAGUUCCGUAAGCACUUCGGCCUGAAGGCUUAUGAGACCUUCGAGGAGAUCAACUCCGACCCCGAGAUCGCCAACUCCCUGCGUCACUUGUACGAGCACCCCGACUAUGUCGAGCUGUACCCCGGUAUCGUCUCCGAGGAGGCCAAGGAGCCCAUGAUUCCCGGUGUCGGUAUCGCCCCUACCUACACCAUCUCCCGUGCCGUGCUGUCUGACGCCGUGGCUCUGGUCCGUGGUGAUCGUCACUACACUGUUGACUACAACCCCCGCAACCUCACUAACUGGGGUUACAACGAGUGCCGCUAUGACUUGAACAUCAACCAGGGCUGUGUCUUCUACAAGCUGGCCACCCGUGCUUUCCCCAACUGGUACAAGCCUGACUCCAUCUAUGCUCACUACCCCAUGACUAUUCCCAGCGAGAACAAGAACAUCAUGAAGAUGCUUGGCCGUGAGCAGGACUACUCUUGGGACAAGCCUGCGUUCACUCCUUCGCGAAUCAACCUUACCUCUCACCAGAAUGCUAAGCUGGUCCUGGAGGACCAGAACGACUUCAAGCCGUCCUGGAGCUCCGCCAUGGAGGAUCUGUUCGGUAAGGGUGAGUUCGACAAUGAGCAGCGCCAGGCUCUGGGUAAGGCCUUCAACACUGAAGAUUUCCCUCAACUGGUGAAGAAGUUCUACGAAGAUGUCACUCUUCGCCUCAUCCAGGAGAAGGGUGCCAAGCUGGCUGGUAUCAACCAGGUCGACAUUACCCGUGACGUUGGCAACCUUGCUCAUGUCCACUUCGCUGCCACCGUCUUCGGACUGCCGCUGAAGACCGAGGAGAACCCUCGUGGUCUCUUCACCGAGCACGAGAUGUACAUGAUUCUGACUACUAUCUUCUCCGCUCUAUUCUUCGACGUCGAUGCCACCAAGUCGUACUCUUUGAACCGCGCGUCUACCGCUGUCUCUCAGCAGCUUGGCUCUGUUGUUGAGGCGACCGUGAAGGCCGACACCGACAGCGGCCUCCUGUCCGGCCUUAUGAACAACUUCCGUCCCCACGACAACGCUCUCCGCGAGUACGGCACCGCCGCUCUUCGUCGCCUAGAGGAAUCUGGUCUCAACGCCUCUCAGAUCACCUGGUCGCAGAUCAUCCCGACGGUUGUCGGCAUGGUUCCCAACCAGGGUCAGGUCUUUACUCAGAUCAUCGAGUACUACACCUCCAACGAGGGCAAGAAGCACCUGGCAGAGAUCAACCGUCUGGCCAAACAGGACUCCGCCGAGUCUGAUGAGAAGCUGUACCGCUACUGCCUGGAGGCAAUCCGUAUCAACGGCACCUUCGGCGCGUAUCGCGAGGCCCGCAGUGCUCUCACAGUCGAGGAUGCUGGUCGCCAGAUUGACAUCCAGCCUGGCAACAAGAUCUUCGCUUCCUUUGCCCAGGCCAACCGCGACCCCAGCGUCUUCCCUGAGCCUAAUGAGGUUGUUCUCGACCGCCCUCUCGAGUCGUACAUCAACCACGGCCAGGGACCUAACACUGGUUUCGGCCAGGAGAUUACCAAGAUCGCUCUUGUUGCCAUGCUGCGCGUCGUUGGCCGUCUUGACAACCUCCGUCGCGCUCCCGGCGCCCAGGGUCAGCUCAAGAAGAUCCAGCAGGAGGGCGGCUAUUACGUCUACCUGCGCCAGGACGGCACCUCCUAUUUCCCCUUCCCCAUGUCGCUCAAGCUUCACUGGGACGGCGAUUUCUCCUUCCCGGCCCUUCCGGCCAAGAAGAACUAA